Molecule: messenger RNA, 540 nt
Organism: Ilex paraguariensis (yerba mate)
Lineage: Eukaryota; Viridiplantae; Streptophyta; Magnoliopsida; Aquifoliales; Aquifoliaceae
Source: the annotation of a GenBank genome assembly
CACCUUGGCGUGUUUAUGAUCUCGAUGUUGUUUGCUGUGGGAAUGUUAUGCUCAUCGUCGAAAGGUGGGCCGAACUGGUCGGAUUCAUUGGUCCACGCCAACACGCACAUGAAUCGUGUUAGCCAAAGGGAUGAGGAUUUGUGGGAAAGGUACAAGAGAUCAGAAGAUGGCUCAGAAGAGAAGACAGAAAUUCUCAAGGAGAUAAAGGAUAGAAUUAUGCAUAGAAAACACUUGGAUGGAAGCGCGGAAGUCAUUAGCAUAUUUGUUUUUGCAGAUGGGGAUCUUCAUUCCUACUUCAGUUCUAUUAGACGAAAUGGUUCGCCCAUUGUAGAUGACUGGGAAUGUCACAAGUCAAUGAUUCGAACUUUUGAGACAUAUUGUGGAGCGCUUGGUGAUGUUGACAUGGAACGCAUGGACAUAUUUGCUGACUUUUGUAAUAAUGGGGUAUCUCAGGCAACUAUGGAGGAGGCUUGUAUGGUUGCAUGUAGUGGGUAUGACGUGGGGCAGUGGAAUCCUUCCAUCAUAGGUUAUACUGUUUGA